CUUCAGCAUGUGUCUAUAUCUUUCUUCUUGUCCUCCUUUGUUCAACAUUUGGCAAUAAUGGACCUCAUGUUUUUCUGUAUAUGACUGUGCUAGUGGUCUCCUGCUGCUUUCAUUUGGUUUUCUGGAGGCCAUCGCUAUUAGCUUGGAGGCCAUCGCUAGUAGAAAAAAAAAGAAAACCAAAGGAAGGAAGGUCUAAUGUAUUUUGCUCUUAGGUUGAAGGCUUGACCCUGCCGCCAGUCCCGGCCCGCAGCGAACCCGUUCCUCAAGGCCCCGCAGCGAACCGCGGCUGCGACCCGACCGGCGGCGAGUCCCGACCGGUGCUGUGUGGGCCCGGCUGCUGUGGUCUCCGCGUGAGCAAUGGGUGGCUUCCCGUCAAGGCCAAUGGAAGAGGAGAAGGAAGAGGCAGAGGAGGUCGAGGAAGAGCAGGAGGAAGAGUUCGACGAAGCGCAGGACUAUGAGAUUCAACAAAUGAUGCAGAUGGAGCCUGAAGACCAAGAGCCAGUCUUGGUGAGAGUCAGGAUGGUGAAUGGGGACGUGCACAGCUGCGAGGCUUUGCCCUUUGACACGAUCCGCCGACUCAAGGCGCAGCUGGCCACUCGCACCGGGGUCCCGGCGCACCAGCAGCGUCUCUUGUUGGGGACUGAACUCCUCAAGGACCAACUGAUGCUGCGAGAUCUGCACUUCGACGAGGGACGGCAGCUACCGGAGUUGACGUUGGUCUUGGGGCCUCCCAUCCCCUCCUGGGCCUUCGAACUCGGCUUCGACGGCGACUUCCCCGGAUGCUUAAGGGACUAUUUUGCAAAGCAUUCUGAGGAGCAGCCGCCAUGGUUAGACCACGACGUUGAGAUCUGGGAGCGGUUUCGGAUGUACGAAGAAGAGAACAUGUGUCGAAGCUACGCGCUGCGUGGAUGGAAUCAUUUCGUGCAGCUCGUAACCAGGGACGGGGAGAUUCGGGGGAUCGUCCGAGCUGCCCCGAACCAAGAGAUCGAGCUGGAAGCGAGAGGUUGGAUCCAGAACUGCACAGGUGACAACACGGCCACGCAUCAGUUGCUAUUGGCAGUGGACACCUGGGUGGUGGGGGAACUUUACAGCGGAGUGCCCAGCUUCAAGGAUCCUUUCGCCACACCCAUUCGCUUCACAGCGCCCAAGGCGGACGGUGUCUAUAUGCUUUGGAGAAGCGGUGAUCUUCAAGACACCAUGGUCGACGCCAAGAGGUUUUUCGAACUUAGACACACCCGAGCAGAUCCAGAGCUAUAUCCCACGAAUUUCGUUGGCUGGCUCAUUGUGAAAAGCCCUCCAGUGGAUGAGACGUAACAUGAGCUCAUCCGGAGGAUCCUUGGGUUGCUGUCACAGCAACCCUUGUUGACUUCUGUUGCCAAGCAAUGAAGUGGACAGAUUCUUUUUGUGUGUUUGGCGGGCGUUUGCCGUGCGCGCUCUCUUUAGUUGGUAUCAGAAUUUGGCGUUGAGCUUGAGUUCACAGCAAGCCAAAAUCAGACCAUUUGCGAAAAA
This is a messenger RNA of Durusdinium trenchii, 1509 nucleotides long. The record is from the annotation of a GenBank genome assembly. Lineage: Eukaryota; Dinophyceae; Suessiales; Symbiodiniaceae.